GAAAACCCUCAACUACUUAAGGAUGGCGACAUUGUGCUGGGUGGACUCUUCUCUUUCCAUACGAACUGGAAAGAAAUUAAGGAAAACUUCAUGGAAAAACCAAAGCCACUUCAGUGCAUAAGUUUAAAUUUCAGAGAAUUCCAGUUAGCCCAGGCUAUGCGUUUUGCUAUUGAGGAGAUAAAUAAUAGCUCAGAUCUACUACCAGGGAUUUCUCUGGGCUAUAAUGUGUAUGAUACCUGUGGCUCCAAUGCCAGAAGCAUAAAAGCUGCUCUGGCCUUGAUUAAUGGUAAUGAAAACGAUCCUGCAACCCUAAAGGCAUGUACCAAACCUGCACAAGUUCAGGCUAUAAUGGGAGAAGCCUCCUCCUCUCCGAGCAUGGCGAUAUCCACCGUUAUCGGACCUUUUCAUAUCCCACUGAUCAGCCACUAUGCUACAUGUGCUUGCCUCAGUGAUAAAUCGAAGUACCCAUCGUUUCUCAGAACCAUACCCAGUGAUCACUAUCAGAGCAGAGCUCUGGCCCACUUGGUCAAACACUUUGGUUGGACUUGGGUUGGAGCUAUAAGAUCAAAUGAAGAUUAUGGGAAUAACGGCAUGGCUAUUUUCACUGAAACUGCCCUAGAAGUUGGAAUUUGCUUGGAGUACUCUCUGCCUUUCUUUAGAACAGAUUCAUCAGAAAAAAUACAAAAGAUCAUUGACAUUAUCAAGGCCUCAACGUCAAAAGUCAUUGUGGCUUUUCUCUCUCACAUGGAUAUGGAAGUAAUUGUAUACGAGUUGUCCAAAAACAACUUGACGGGUUACCAGUGGGUCGGUACUGAGGCAUGGAUCUUUGACUCUCAAACUGCAACAAGGGAUAAAAAUCACAUCUUGGAUGGAGCGAUAGGGCUUUACAUCCCUAAAGCACAUGUUAGUGGGCUUGCAGAAUUCAUGCUGGAUGUGAAGCCACUUAAUUCAUCAGAUGAUGGUUUGUUCACAGAGUUCUGGGAGGCUUUAUUUAGCUGUAAAUUCAAACUUUCGCAGGCUGGAGAGCCUCAGAGAGAAUGUACCGGUCAUGAGGAUCUGACUGGAGUGGAAAACAUUUUUACUGACAUGUCACACAUGCCCAUUUUUAACAAUGUCUAUAAAGGAGUGUAUGCAGUGGCCCAUGCUUUGCAUAAUAUUCUUGAGUGUAAAGAAACAUGUAACAACAGUGUGAAGCUAGAGCCACUCAUGGUUUUACAGCAAAUCCGAAAGGUUGCCUUUAAGACGAAGGAAGGAGAUGAGGUGUACUUUAAUGAGAACGGUGAUCCAGUAGCUAAGUAUGAGAUUAUCAACUGGCAGCCAAAACCAAACGGCCACGUGGACUUUGUCACAGUCGGUGUUUAUGAUGCAUCUUUACCUGCAGAGAAACAAAUGAAUUUGCUAAACAAGUCUUUGACUUGGGCACAACGGUCUCUUCAGGUUCCUACAUCAAUUUGCAGCGAGAACUGUCGUCCAGGAACACGAAAGGUUCUGCAGAAAGGAAAACCCGUUUGCUGCCAUGACUGUGUAUGGUGUGCAGAGGGAGAAAUUAGCAACAUCACAGACGCCAUCACAUGUGUGAGAUGUCCCCCAGAAUUCUGGUCAAAUGAGGAAAGAGACACCUGUGUGAUGAAGAAGACUGAGUUUCUGUCAUAUGAAGAGAUUAUGGGAGCUCUUCUCGCUGCAGCCACUGGAUUUGGAACAUGUCUGACUGCUGCUGUAGCUUUCAUUUUCUUCAGAUACAGAAACACUCCUCUAGUCAGAGCUAACAACUCAGAGCUGAGCUUCCUGCUGCUCUUCUCCUUGACUCUGUGUUUCCUCUGCUCUCUGACCUUCAUCGGACGUCCAUCAGAGUGGUCCUGCAUGCUUCGUCACACAGCCUUUGGUAUUGCCUUUGUCCUCUGCAUCUCCUGUGUUCUGGGGAAAACCAUGGUGGUCCUAAUGGCAUUUAAAGCAACACUUCCAGGGACAAACAUCAUGAGAUGGUUUGGGCCUACUCAGCAGAGACUCAGUGUUCUGGGUUUCACUUUUAUACAAGUGAUCAUAUGUAUCCUCUGGUUGACCAUUUCUCCUCCGUUUCCAUCUGAAAAUUUGAAAGAUUUUAAAGACAAAAUCAUCGUGGAGUGUUCUCUGGGCUCGGCUGUGGGCUUCUGGUCUGUGCUCGGGUACAUUGGACUUCUGGCUGUGUUGUGUUUCAUUUUUGCUUUUCUGGCUCGUAAACUGCCCGAUAACUUCAACGAAGCUAAAUUCAUCACCUUCAGCAUGUUGAUAUUCUGUGCCGUUUGGAUCACUUUCAUCCCAGCGUAUGUCAGCUCCCCUGGAAAGUUCAGUGUUGCUGUUGAAAUCUUUGCUAUUCUAGCUUCUAGCUUAGGAUUGUUAAUUUGUAUUUUCAUCCCAAAGUGUUACAUCAUGUUGAUGAAGCCAGAGAAAAACACAAAGAAGAACAUGAUGGGAAAGGGACUUCCUAAGGGUUCCUGAUAAUAGAAAGUGACACAAUAUUAAAGGUCUUUUUUUCACAAUUUUCUUCUAUUUAUGAAAUACAUUAUUGAACCUCCUUGAGUCAUUAUAUUUGCUUCGUCUACUUCAUCAACAAAGUCAAAUUGUCAUGUUCUGUGUCCCUUUUGGGCCAUUUCCAUCUGUACCGGGUUGGCCCGGGCCGGGUAGCCCCAGUCGGCCCCAGCCUGGCCUGGUUGAUUCCACACAUCCUUGCCUUAAGCCCAUGUGGGCUGAUUCUACCCACCAAUCAGAGGCUUGCUCUAAUGGAAGGUGUGAAUUUGCUGUCAGCAGUGGGUGUGUUGGCCCUGGUUGGCCUGAAGCAGACCCCCUCGAGAAGAGGGCUGAGAAUGAGCCUUGGUUGGCCCGGAAAAAUACCAGGCCACCCAGAUAUGUAAACAACCUACGCUACCCGGCCCGACCCGGUACAGAUGGGAAUGGCCCAUUUGUUCCCCAGCUCCUUCAGUUCCCACUCCUUGCUCUCCUUUUGUGUUCUCUUACCGCCCUCAUGUGUCCCUUGUCUGCAUCUCUGCUGUGUGUCUUAAGUUGUAGCUCCAGUCUCUUGUUCCCCAGUUCAUUGUAAGUGUGUACGAGUUUGUUGUGUCAGUAUGUGUAUGUGUUUGUGUGAGUCCUUCUCUUAGCCUUUAGGUUUAGUUUUGUGUUUUAUAUAGUUUUAGGUUUUUCUGCCCUCCACUGGUUCUCUUCCCCAUCCAGAUAAUUGUUGUCACCUGCCUUCCCUCCAGCCUCACUCCACACACCUGCUUCCUGUUUCCCUAAUUGCUCCUCCCUGUCUAUAUAAGCCCUCCUUGUCUCAUUGUUCUUGUCGGUCCAUUGUUGUUUUAUGUCAGCGUUGGUUUUGUCUCUCCCUCCUGGUCUCUGGGUCUCUGCUCAUGAAGUGAGCUUUUGGAUAUUGGCUCCCCACCCCUUUGGAUUUACUUGGUUUUUGGUUCACCUUAAAAUAAAGGAUUUUACUUUACAUCAUCUCCUGCCUCGUGUCAUCCUGGGUUUCUGCAAUUUGGUUUCUACCAUCCCUCCAAAAUGUGACACAAAUGUCUUGAAAGAUUUUGCAUUGAUUUCCAGUUUUCAUGAAUCUAAAUAUAUUGUUGUCUUAUUCAAUUCAGUGUGCUAAUCAGUCUGUGUUCUUACAUUUUAAAUGUGUUUGUGCACUUUAUCAUUGGCAUCGUAAAUACAGUUUAUGUAACCCAAAAAACACCCGCUUAAGCCUACUUUAUUUUGCAAAUGAGAAAUAUAUUGUAUGGAUUUACAUUUUUAUAUUGUGCCUCUCAAGACAAAAACCACAAAGAUUUCUCAAGGACAAAAAAAUUACAUGACUAAAGAUAUUUUUAAAAUUGGAAAAGUAAAAAGUGUGAUUAAAAAAGUGAGGUAAAUGAAAAAAAAUGAAUGUAGAGAAGGUAGUGAUGCAGAAUCAAUUGAAGUCCAUGCAAAAGACACCUAAAUACAAUCACCGCAGGUGUUUAAAUACAUCUAGAACAUCUGGAGAAGUCAUGAAAAUAUUGAAGUGCUGCAACACCACCCUCAUUACUGUAAACAAAUCCCCGACUCAUCUGUCCAUCUCUUGCACCAAAAAUUGGGGGAAAAAAAUUAGAAGAAAUACAAAAAUGAAUGAAAAUAUGUAAAAUGGGAUCCUGAGAAAGGCAGAGUUGUUAGAAACAGCAGCAUAAAAAAGGUAGUGAUGAAGAAUCAACAGAAGGUCAUACAAAAGCCUGUCUGAACAGAUUCAUUUCAGAUGAUUUUUAAAGGAGACCACUGAGUCCACUGAUCUCAAGCUCAGGGGGAGAGGUCCAGAGUCUGGGAGCCACAGCAGCAAAUUUGGUCUUUAGCCUGGUGCGCUGCACAACCAUCACUUUAGGAUGGGGAAGUGCCCAGGUGGGUCAUAGCUCGGCUAGGCUGGGAUGAUACUGACAUGUAGAGGAACUCGAUUUUUCAACUUGAGUGCCUUAGCUUGAUCAGGAGAAGGCCAGUUUGGGUUGACUUCUUCCAGACCAUGGUGUAUACAUGCGCUUCAAAAGUCAGAAUUUAUUCUGACUGUGGCAAUAAUUUGGUUUUCUCUAGCUGCAUGUUAACCCGCUUUGUGAUGGGUUCAUGUGCUUCAGCAGCAAUGCUUCAUGGAUGAGAGUCUGAAUAGUUUUAUAAUGGAGUGGUUGAAAUGUGCCCAGUGAUGGGGUGGUGACCUGUCCAAGUGUCACCAACUUCUCGCCUGAUGGCCACUGGAGAUAUACAACCAGCUCCCUGCAACCCUGGUGAGGACGGAGGGAUGAUUUUUUUUCUUUAUGUUGGAAAAAAUGUAAAAAAAUGAGAGAAAUAAAAGCUUUAGCAAACCAAUACCCCCCUCCCCCCCCCCAAUAAAUAAAUAAAAGAUACAUAAUUUUAAAAAGAUGAGUUCUUUCCACAGUAGGCUACGUUCAACGAACUCAGUUUAAAUCUAUUUAUUUAUUUUUUGUUCUUUUGGGCCAUCUUAGUAAACCAGGUCCACGGAGACUGACGUUUUUGUGUUAUGUGCUUGCUGCUCCUAAUUGCAUAAAUAUCAGUGAACAUUUGGAGCUUGCACUAAUAUUCCUGUGACGCCACCCAGCUGUUUGACGUUUCUGCUCAGCAUGACA
Nothobranchius furzeri (turquoise killifish) is the source of this 5111-nucleotide messenger RNA. Its product is annotated as extracellular calcium-sensing receptor-like. Gene Ontology annotation, molecular function: G protein-coupled receptor activity. Gene Ontology annotation, biological process: G protein-coupled receptor signaling pathway. Gene Ontology annotation, cellular component: plasma membrane. The record is from RefSeq and is a predicted model, not a curated record. NCBI's taxonomy places the organism in Eukaryota, Metazoa, Chordata, Actinopteri, Cyprinodontiformes, Nothobranchiidae.